Messenger RNA from Malaclemys terrapin pileata, 1598 nucleotides. Its product is annotated as protein BTG3-like. NCBI's taxonomy places the organism in Eukaryota, Metazoa, Chordata, Testudines, Emydidae. The record is from RefSeq and is a predicted model, not a curated record. The coding region runs from base 153 to 851 and encodes 232 amino acids. Gene Ontology annotation, biological process: negative regulation of cell population proliferation; negative regulation of mitotic cell cycle. The transcript is spliced from 5 exons. Gene Ontology annotation, cellular component: nucleus; cytoplasm.
GUUCCCACGGCCCCAGGAUCUCCUAAUAUGGUCAGUGAUGCGAGGCGAGGCGGGGCGGGGAACCCCCCUCCCCCUCCCGGCCGAGCCAGGCCCGGAGCAAACAGAACCGCGUGGCCAGGCGGCGAGAGCGCAGCGCACGGACAAGCCCUGCCAUGAGAGAGGAGGUGGAGACGGGCGCCCGGUUCCUGUCGCGCCUGGUGAACCGGCACGGCCGGCUGGACGAGGGGCGCAUGGAACAGUUCGGGGAGCGCCUGGCUGUCAUCCUGCGGGAGAGGUACAGCCGGCACUGGUACCCUGAGAACCCCGCCAAGGGGCAGGCCUACAGGUGUAUCCGCAUCAAUCGGCGGCAGCAGGUGGACGAGUCGCUGCUCCGGGCCUGCGCGGGCUGCGGGCUGGAGUACUCGGAGCUGGCGCUGCCGCGGGAGCUCUCGCUCUGGAUCGACCCGGGGGAGGUCUGCUGUAGGCUUGGGGAGAACAGCCAGUACUUCACGGUGAGCCCCUCGGAAAGGGGUGGUGGCAAAGGGACCCCGGAGCCCGAGACGUCGGACUAUCACUCGGAGUCACCGUCGGAGAGCUCCUCGGAGGACGAGGGAUCAGUCCGGCCCUCUCCGGCACCGGCCCCAGCCCCGAGCCGACCCACCCUGCGGGAGCCCAGCAAACAGGCCGCCGAGUUGUUCUACGUCCCGGCCCCCAUGUGGGUCCCCUGCACUGCCCAGCGCCUGGUCAGCUACAUCCCCACCUACCAGCCCCUCACCUUCUACUACGUCCGCGUCGGAGCAAAGCCCUCGCCGGCGAAGAGAUCCAACCCCGACCGGCUGCGGCGCCUCACCCACCGGGCUGCCAAGGCUUAGGGGCGGGGCAGGGAGAGGGGAGAGCCCCCAGCCCCUCUCCCUCCUGCCCCCCAUCCCUUCCCCCCCAAUGAUCUCCACCACACUCCCAGGUUGAGACUGGGGGGAACUCACCACAGCAGUACAAACAGCGCCACCUGGUGGCCCUGCAGCGAGCCAGGCUGGAAACGGCUGGAAGUCGGGGAUGUCCUGCCUCCAUCCCCCUGCCCAGCUGGCAUCUUAAGGGUUAACAGCCCCUCUUCUCGUGCAGGGGGUGCGGCCCCAUGGCCGUGGGGCUGAGCCAGUUGAGACUCAGUAUCCUACGGGCCCAUCUACACAGGCAAAGCGCACGGGCAAACUUGCUAUGGAAGGGAAGUCAGGACGCCUGGGUUCUAUCCCCAGUGCUGGGAGGAUAGUGGGGUCUAGUGGUUAGAGCAGAGGGGGCUGAGGGCCAGGACUCCUGGGUUCCAUUGUCAGCUCCUCUGACCAGCUUCUGGCAAAAAAACCAAGCGCAUGCGCGCACAGACAAAACCACCAAAUAUGUGCCUCAGUUUCCCCGUCUGUAAAACUGGGAUCACAACACUCACCUACCUCAGAUUGGUGCCGCGGUGCAAACAAACGCAGGGGCACUUUAUAAAGGCUUUUUCCGUGCUGCUUUGCCGGGCAGGGGAAAGGAUUAUUCUAAUGAUUUUAAUAUAUAUGCUGUAAAUAGCGAACCGCUGGUAUUUAAUUUAUGGAAGCAGAGAGAGCCGUUUAGCAGGGAGGUGCAUG